UACUGUAGAAGCCAGCUAACGUGAAGCUAGGGCUAACGCCGUAGCCAAUUUGCCCAACCGAGGCAGGUAUUUUUAGUUGGAAGGAGAAAGAAACAACUAAAAGGAGCACACGCUUCAGAUGCUCGUAUUUCCUCCUGGAUAUUUCAAUGGUUUCUUUGCUUUGAAUCGGAAACCAUUCUGGACUCCUAGCUUGCUAGUUGGCUAACGUUAAUUCUCACGGACACGUUUCAUCAUUUAAAACACAAAACCGAAUGUUGUUUUUGUCAUGAGUCCGGCCGGGUGUUCUCAUGUGAACGGGUUUAAAGUGGAUAAUUGGAAGCAAAAUCUUCGAGUCAUUUAUCAAUGCUUUGUAUGGAGUGGGACUGCUGAAACGAGGAGACGCAAGGUGCUUCAGAAUGAUGCGGGAUGGACGACAUUGGCCAAGUCGUGUAUCUGUCACAUGUGUGGUGCGCACCUGAACCGGCUGCAUUCCUGUCUCUACUGCGUUUUCUUCGGUUGCUUCGCCAAGAAACACAUCCACGAGCAUGCCAAAAACAAACGACACAACCUAGCUAUAGACUUAUUAUACGGCGGCAUAUUCUGCUUCGUUUGUCAAGACUACAUAUAUGACAAAGACAUGGAACAGAUUGCCAAAGAGGAACAGAGGAAAGCCUGGAAAUUACAAGGUAUAGGAGAGAAGUACUCGACGUGGGAGCCCACGAAGAGAGAGCUGGAGUUGUUACGGCACAAUCCAAAGCGAAGGAAAAUCACGAGUAACUGCACCAUAGGUUUACGGGGCUUAAUAAACCUGGGCAACACGUGUUUCAUGAACUGCAUCGUGCAGGCGCUGACACACACCCCGCUGCUGCGAGACUUCUUCCUCUCAGACAGACACAAGUGCGAGAUGCAAUCAAACUCCUGCCUCGUGUGUGAGAUGUCCCAGCUCUUUCAGGAGUUCUACUCGGGGCACCGCUCCCCCCACAUUCCCUUCCGGCUGCUGCACCUGGUGUGGACUCACGCGCGCCACCUAGCGGGCUACGAGCAGCAGGACGCCCACGAGUUCCUCAUCGCCGCGCUGGACGUCCUGCACCGCCACUGCAAAGGUGACGACAACGGCAAGAAGGCCAACAAUCCAAACCACUGUAACUGCAUCAUUGACCAAAUCUUCACCGGCGGCCUGCAAUCGGACGUCACGUGCCAAGUCUGCCACGGCGUCUCCACGACGAUAGACCCGUUCUGGGACAUCAGUCUGGACCUGCCGGGCUCGUCCACUCCGUUCUGGCCGCUGAGCCCCGGCACCGACAGCAGCGCGCUCAACGGGGAGAGCCACCUGACCGGCUCCACCACCCUCACCGACUGCCUACGCAGGUUCACUCGGCCCGAGCACCUUGGAAGCAGUGCCAAAAUCAAGUGUGGCGGUUGCCAUAGUUACCAGGAGUCCACGAAACAGCUGACCAUGAAGAAACUGCCCAUUGUGGCAUGUUUCCACCUCAAGCGGUUUGAGCACUCAGCCAAGUUGCGGCGGAAGAUCACCACCUACGUCUCUUUUCCUCUUGAACUGGACAUGACACCGUUCAUGGCCUCCAGUAAAGAGAGUCGGAUGAAUGGCCAGUACCAACAGACCGUAGAUGUCUUAAAUAACGAUAAUAAGUACUCGUUGUUUGCGGUGGUGAACCACCAGGGCACACUGGAGAGCGGUCACUACACCAGCUUCAUCCGACAGCACAGGGACCAGUGGUUUAAGUGUGACGACGCCAUCAUCACCAAAGCCAGCAUCAAGGACGUGCUGGACAGCGAAGGGUAUUUGUUGUUUUACCAUAAGCAGUUCCUGGAAUAUGAGUAGCCUUACCUGCAUCUGCAUCCGCUGCUGGAGAGCCCACGAGCAGCCCCUAGCCACACGGCUCCCAGCGGCCCGUGAGACCCAUGCAAACACACACACACACCCACACACACCCACACACACACACCUCUCUACCUGAAAACUCAACUGACUACCCAUCUGCCCGAGCACCCGCCUAGCGAGGAGGAAGAGUGGGGCAGAAAAACAAACCAACAAACAAACAAACAUUCAAACGAGAAAAAAAAAAUAGACAAAAAAUGAAAUGAUGCAAACCGUUCAGCUGCACUGAGCACACUUGUACUUGACAACGGGGACGGCUUCGGACGAGCGAGACGACACGACGCGACGCGAGGAGGCAGAAGGGGAGGCGGGCGGCGCGAUGCGGCGAGGAGAGGAGGGACGCAGGAGCGGGCAGGACCCACAGGAGCCGUGGCUUUCCCUUCUUCCCUCCUCCGUGAUGAAGGGAUGCAUGGACAGAAGAGAGGAGAGGAGAGGAGAGGAGAAGGGCACAUCUCAACUUCAACUACAGUAUUGUCUGAUUUUUUGUACUGUUUAGUUCUGUUGUCUUUUUUUUGUUUUUGUUUUGGUUUUUUUUCCUCCAUGGUGCUCUUUUUCUGGUUGACUCAGC
This is a messenger RNA of Sardina pilchardus (European sardine), 2447 nucleotides long. Its product is annotated as ubiquitin carboxyl-terminal hydrolase 22. The transcript is spliced from 14 exons. Gene Ontology annotation, biological process: protein deubiquitination. Bases 266 to 1822 code for a protein of 518 amino acids. Lineage: Eukaryota; Metazoa; Chordata; Actinopteri; Clupeiformes; Clupeidae. Gene Ontology annotation, molecular function: zinc ion binding; cysteine-type deubiquitinase activity. The record is from RefSeq and is a predicted model, not a curated record.